Messenger RNA from Arachis stenosperma, 2982 nucleotides. RefSeq names its product elongation factor 2-like. Bases 286 to 2817 code for a protein of 843 amino acids. The record is from RefSeq and is a predicted model, not a curated record. Gene Ontology annotation, cellular component: ribonucleoprotein complex; cytosol. NCBI's taxonomy places the organism in Eukaryota, Viridiplantae, Streptophyta, Magnoliopsida, Fabales, Fabaceae. The transcript has 5 exons. Gene Ontology annotation, biological process: translational elongation. Gene Ontology annotation, molecular function: translation elongation factor activity; ribosome binding; GTPase activity.
CGUAACUUCUCGCUCUUUCUCUCUUUCCAGGUCCGUUUUUACUUCACAACAGUUGUUCUGUGUUACUCUUAAUUUCAUCUAAUUCAUGUUUCAAUGAAUCAUGUUGUCAGAUGUUAAUUACAUGCUAGUUUCUUGCUUAUUGACACAUUUGAUGACCGUUUUUGUUGUUUCUUGUUUUUUUGUUUGUUAAGAAAAAAAUAUUAUCCAGCAUGUCUUCCAUCAUCUUCGUGCAACCAGUCUUACAUCAUUUCAAGUCCUUUCGGUGGAAAAUAACACUCAGUCAAGAUGGUGAAGUUUACAGCAGAAGAGCUUCGGCGUAUUAUGAACUUGAAGCACAACAUUCGCAAUAUGUCUGUUAUUGCACACGUUGAUCACGGAAAAUCCACUCUCACUGAUUCUCUGGUGGCUGCUGCUGGUAUCAUUGCAAAGGAAGCCGCCGGGGACGUCCGGAUGACGGACACACGGCAGGACGAAGCAGAGCGCGGCAUCACAAUCAAGUCUACCGGAAUAUCCCUCUAUUAUGAGAUGACUGAUGAAGCUCUCAAGAACUUCAAGGGAGAGAGGCAGGGUAAUGAGUAUCUCAUCAACCUCAUUGAUUCCCCUGGCCAUGUGGAUUUCUCAUCUGAGGUUACAGCCGCAUUGCGCAUCACCGACGGCGCACUCGUGGUGGUGGAUUGUAUUGAAGGUGUCUGUGUCCAAACCGAAACUGUUCUCCGGCAAGCCCUCGGCGAAAGGAUCAGACCUGUUCUCACCAUUAACAAGAUGGACAGAUGCUUCCUUGAGCUUCAAGUGGAGGGAGAAGAAGCAUACCAGACAUUCCAAAAGGUUAUUGAGAAUGCUAAUGUUAUCAUGGCUACAUAUGAAGAUCCCCUUCUUGGUGAUGUUCAGGUCUACCCGGAGAAAGGGACCGUGGCGUUCUCCGCCGGUUUACACGGCUGGGCGUUCACUCUGACCAACUUUGCUAAAAUGUAUGCUUCUAAGUUUGGAGUUGAUGAGUCCAAGAUGAUGGAGAGGCUGUGGGGUGAGAAUUUCUUUGAUCCAGCAACUAAGAAAUGGACAACCAAGAACACAGGCUCUCCAACUUGUAAGCGAGGUUUUGUUCAGUUUUGUUAUGAGCCAAUCAAACAGAUGAUCGCAACUUGUAUGAAUGAUGAGAAGGACAAGCUCUGGCCUAUGCUGCAGAAGCUUGGUGUCACCAUGAAAUCGGAAGAGAAAGAACUCAUGGGGAAACAAUUGAUGAAGCGUGUAAUGCAGAAUUGGCUUCCAGCAAGUAGUGCACUUCUUGAAAUGAUGGUGUUCCAUCUUCCUUCCCCUUCAAAGGCACAAAGGUACCGUGUGGAGAAUCUCUAUGAGGGUCCUCUCGAUGAUCCUUACGCAACCGCCAUCAGAAACUGCGAUCCUGAUGGACCGUUGAUGCUAUAUGUAUCCAAAAUGAUUCCUGCUUCUGAUAAGGGAAGGUUUUUCGCCUUCGGCCGAGUGUUCUCCGGCAAGGUCUCGACCGGUUUGAAAGUAAGAAUCAUGGGUCCGAAUUAUGUUCCGGGACAGAAGAAAGACUUGUAUGUGAAGAAUGUGCAGAGAACUGUGAUUUGGAUGGGGAAGAAGCAGGAAACUGUUGAGGAUGUUCCAUGUGGUAACACAGUAGCCAUGGUUGGGUUGGACCAAUUCAUUACCAAGAAUGCAACCUUGACAAACGAGAAGGAGGCCGACGCACACCCGAUUCGCGCCAUGAAGUUCUCCGUUUCGCCGGUGGUGCGAGUUGCCGUGCAGUGCAAGGUAGCUUCAGACCUUCCCAAACUUGUUGAAGGCCUAAAACGGUUAUCGAAAUCGGAUCCCAUGGUAAUGUGCACCAUAGAGGAGUCAGGGGAGCACAUCAUCGCCGGCGCCGGCGAGCUCCAUCUUGAGAUCUGUCUGAAGGACUUGCAGGAAGAUUUCAUGGGAGGAGCUGAGAUAAUAAAAUCCGACCCUGUGGUGUCGUUCCGCGAGACUGUUCUAGAACGUUCUUGCCGUACCGUGAUGAGCAAGUCACCCAACAAACAUAACCGUCUCUACAUGGAAGCAAGGCCAAUGGAGGAAGGUCUCGCGGAGGCCAUCGACGAGGGCCGAAUCGGUCCAAAAGACGACCCCAAAAACCGGUCUAAGAUCCUCUCAGAAGAAUUCGGAUGGGACAAGGAUCUGGCCAAGAAAAUCUGGUGCUUCGGACCGGAAACCAUUGGGCCUAACAUUGUGGUUGACAUGUGUAAGGGUGUUCAGUACCUGAACGAAAUCAAAGACUCCAUUGUGGCUGGAUUCCAAUGGGCUUCAAAGGAAGGAGCACUCGCCGAAGAAAACAUGAGAGGAAUCUGCUUUGAAGUCUGUGAUGUGGUUCUCCACGCCGACGCAAUCCACAGAGGUGGUGGCCAGAUCAUUCCAACCGCAAGGAGAGUAUUCUACGCGUCGCAGUUAACCGCGAAACCGAGGCUUCUGGAACCGGUUUACCUUGUUGAAAUCCAAGCACCUGAACAUGCACUGGGUGGGAUAUACAGUGUGCUGAACCAGAAGAGAGGCCAUGUGUUCGAGGAAAUGCAGAGACCCGGAACACCGUUGUAUAAUAUCAAAGCUUAUUUGCCGGUGAUUGAGUCUUUUGGAUUCUCGAGCACUCUCAGAGCUGCCACUUCCGGUCAGGCAUUCCCUCAGUGCGUGUUUGAUCAUUGGGAUAUGAUGUCUUCCGAUCCGUUGGAUCCUGGGUCCCAAGCUUCUCAGCUUGUUAUUGAUAUUCGUAAGAGAAAAGGCUUGAAGGAGCAGAUCACACCUCUCUCUGAAUAUGAAGACAAGCUCUGAACUCACUCCUCAAUAUUAAUAUUGCAUGUAUUAGUAUUUAACUAUUUAUAUUUAUAUAUGAAUAAAUCAGUUAUCCCUGUAGGGUUUGGACUGAAUAAGUACCUAUAUUAAAUUAUGAAACUUAACCCAUAUUAUUCAUGGAUGAUCAAAUUAUGUUUUCUAACA